UCUCACGAGGAGCCAGCAUCCCCCGCCAUCCUCCGCCUGCCUGCCUGCCUGCCUUGCAGUCCCAGCUCAUCCAUCUGCCCUGGGAGAAGCAGCCCUUGCCUCUCCACUCUCGCUCGCUCCCACUGGACCCUCUCCCUGCCAAGCCUCCCAUGCCGAAGCCCACCUUGUCCGUCACUUCCUUUUGUCACCGGCUUGGCAAACGGGAGAGAAAGCGGAGCUUCAUGGGAAACAGCAGCAACAGUUGGUCCCACGCGGCCUUCCCCAAGCUGGAGCUGGGCCUGGGGCCUCGCACCGCGGCCCCCCGGGAGCUGCCUGCCUGCUCCAUCUGCCUGGAGCGGCUGCGGGAGCCGGUCUCGCUGGACUGUGGCCACGACUUCUGCUUGCGGUGCUUCAGCACGCACCGCGUCCCGGGCUGCGAGCCGCCCUGCUGCCCAGAGUGCCGCAAGACCUGCCGGCAGAAGAAGGGCCUCCGUGGCCUGGGCGAGCGCAUGAGGCUCCUGCCACAGCGGCCACUGCCCGCUGCGCUGCAGGAGACAUGUGCUGUGCGUGCAGAACCGCUGCUGCUGGUGCGGGUCAACGCCUCGGGCGGUCUGAUCCUCAGGAUGGGUGCCAUCAACCGCUGCCUGAAGCACCCCCUGGCCAGGGACACCCCCGUGUGUCUCCUUGCUGUCCUCGGGGAGCAGCGCUCCGGGAAGUCCUCACUCCUCAACUGCUUGCUCCAGGGUCUGCCUGGCCUGGAAUCCGGAGACGGUGGCUGGCCCAGAGGAGGUGAAGGCUGUCUGCAGGGCUUCGGCUCUGGGAGCAACAAUGGCCUCACCAGGGGUAUUUGGAUGUGGAGUCGCCCCUUCUUGCUGGGAAAGGAGGGGAAGAAGGUGGCUGUGUUCCUGGUGGACACGGGCGAUACCAUGAGCCCGGAGCUGAGCAGAGAGACUAGGAUCAAGCUCUGUGCCCUCACAGCGAUGCUGAGCUCCUACCAGAUCCUCAACACCUCCCAGGAGCUGAAGGACACUGACUUGGACCAGCUGGAGAUGUUCACCCAGGUGGCCGAGGUGAUGGGCAAGCAUUAUGGGAUGGUGCCAGUCCAGGUGAGGCCCCCACUGCCACAUGCCAGCUCCUACCCUGUAACCAUCCCCAGCCGUGGGCAGUGGAACCCUAAUGUCUUCCAGCACCUGGACCUCCUUGUGCGAGACUCCUCCCAUCCCUGCAAGGCUGGGCAGGUGCAUGCUGGUGAUGUCCUCCAGAAAUUGGCGGGCAGAUACCCCAAGGUCCAGGAGUUGCUUCAAGGACGGCGAGCCCGCUGCUACCUCCUGCCAGCUCUGGGGCGGCGCUGGGUGGAUAGAGGCCAAGGCUAUGGCAGCCCAGGAGGUGGAGCCGAGGACGCCUGUGGCCACCUGCUUACAGCCUACGUGAUGGACGUGCUUGGUGCAGUCCCCCAGCACGCCAAGAGCCGCUGCCCGGGGUACUGGAGCGAGGGGCGCGCCGUGGCCCGGGGGGACCGACGCCUGCUCACGGGGCAGCAGCUGGCGCAGGAGAUCAAGAACCUCUCGGGCUGGAUGGGGAGGACGGGGCCUGGGUUCAGCUCCCCGGACGAGAUGGCCGCCCAGCUGCAUGACCUGAGGAGGGUGGAGGUUGCCAAGAAGGAGUUUGAGGAGUAUGUGAGGCAGCAGGACAUGGCCACCAAGCGCAUCUUCUCAGCGCUCCGUGUCCUGCCGGACACCAUGCGGAACCUGCUGUCUGCCCAGAAGGAUGUGGUUCUGGCCCGGCACGGGGCAGCCCUGCUGUGCAAGGGCAGGGAGCAGACCCUAGCUGCUCUGGAGGCCGAGCUGCAAACCACAGCCAAGGCCUUCAUGGACUCCUAUACCAUGCGCUUCUGCGGCCACCUGGCCGCGGUGGGGGGUGCCGUGGGGGCUGGGCUCAUGGGCUUGGCUGGGGGCGUGGUGGGUGCUGGCAUGGCAGCCGCUGCGCUGGCUGCCGAGGCUGGGAUGGUGGCAGCCGGGGCCGCAGUGGGGGCCACUGGGGCAGCUGUGGUCGGGGGUGGCGUGGGUGCUGGGCUGGCUGCCACCGUGGGCUGCAUGGAGAAGGAAGAGGACGACCGAGUGCAGGAGGGAGACCGUGAGCCCCUUCUCCAGGAAGAGUAA
Ochotona princeps (American pika) is the source of this 2138-nucleotide messenger RNA. RefSeq names its product ring finger protein 112 (gene RNF112). Gene Ontology annotation, molecular function: GTP binding; metal ion binding; GTPase activity. NCBI's taxonomy places the organism in Eukaryota, Metazoa, Chordata, Mammalia, Lagomorpha, Ochotonidae. Gene Ontology annotation, biological process: endoplasmic reticulum organization; protein homooligomerization. The record is from RefSeq and is a predicted model, not a curated record.